Chenopodium quinoa (quinoa) is the source of this 1350-nucleotide messenger RNA. RefSeq lists its product as uncharacterized. The transcript is spliced from 2 exons. The record is from RefSeq and is a predicted model, not a curated record. The coding region runs from base 229 to 1065 and encodes 278 amino acids. NCBI's taxonomy places the organism in Eukaryota, Viridiplantae, Streptophyta, Magnoliopsida, Caryophyllales, Amaranthaceae.
AACAACACGAAAUUGAGUUUGUCAUACUUUUCUUUCAAAGUAUAAUCAAUCAAACUUUGUGCUCACAAUAGUCACAACUCACAACCCCAAUUAUCCCCAUAAACUUAUCAUCUUAUCCACACAAUCUUUCCCACGCUUACACACUGACACACCUCUUCUCUUUCUCUUCUUCCUCUUUCUUUCUUCCAAUUCCCAUUUUCCUUCACAAAAUUCAACACCCAUUUUCCAAUGUCAAUAUCCGGAUUAACGAAUACCUUCUCAAACCCUAACCCUAAAAUCUUCAAUUCCCCCAAUAUCUCUAUUUUCAAUGGAAAUUGCAGAUUCAAGCUUAGGGUUUGUGCUAAAGUUACUACCCCUGAACCAAAUGCUAGGGUUCAUGGUCAAUUUUCUGCUCCUGUGAAGCCUAGUAGUAGUAUUAGCAGCUCUACGACGUCGUCUUCUUCCCCGAAGAAGAAGAAAGAAGAUGAGCAGAAACGAGAUUAUUAUAUCAAUAUGGGUCAUGCAAUUCGUUGUUUAAGAGAGGAGUUUCCUGAAUUGUUUUGCAGGGAGCCCAAUUUUGAUAUUUACAGGGAUGAUAUUGUGUUCAAAGAUCCUCUGAAUACCUUUGCUGGCAUUGAGAACUACAAAUCAAUUUUUUGGGCAUUGCGAUUCCAUGGAAGAAUAUUUUUUAAAGCUUUGUGGGUUGAAAUUCUGAGUGUGUGGCAACCUAUGGAGAAUGUAAUCUUGGUUCGUUGGACUGUCCAUGGAAUCCCACGGGUCCCGUGGGAGAGCCGUGGUCGUUUUGAUGGCCUUUCAGAGUACAAGCUUGAUAGGAAUGGGAAGAUCUAUCAGCACAAAGUUGACAACAUUGCCCUCAAUACCUCUCGCAAGUUCCAGGUACUCUCUGUCCAGGAGUUAAUCUUGUCACUUGGCUACCCUACAACUCCAAAGCCAACCUGUUUUGAGCUCACUUCACCCACAGAACUCAUCCCAUUUGCGGGAGAAAUGGUUUCUGCAAGUCAUUACUUGAAUUCUGCCCUGGAUCUUUCACAUAGACAUGAGGCAGAAACUUCUCAGAGAUCGUAGCCUUCUGGUAAAAAGUAAAUUUUGCUAGUUUUGAAUGCCUAGAGCUUGGUCAUCCUUAGCAUCGGAGGGCCAUAUAGUUGCCUUUAUGCUUCUUGAACGAUAAAGUAUACGCCUGUAUGUUAUAUACUAAUAAUCAUUUCAGAAUGCUGGAGCUUGAUUAAUUGUAGUAUGUUCAAGACCUCACCACCUGCUCAUAUGUAAUUAAGCAUGAUAUAGUCUUGUAAACAUUGUAGAUUUUGUAUAUAUUUAAAUAUAAAGUUGAGAUUUCAAUUUCUUCUCGCUGCA